AUGAUAUUUUUUGCAAUGGUAAACCAUUUUUCAUCUCUAAAAAAGAAAGUUUAUGAAGGCAACUUAAUAAAAGGUUAAAUGGUGGAUCAUCAUUGCCUGCAUUACCAACAAAGAAAUAGUUAGAAGGUAAAGAAUAUAAACGUUUAAUAAACUCAACCUAUAUCAUAAUCGGUGAAAGAAAAAGAUUGAAAUCCUUAAAGCAGAGAAUGGAUUCUCAUUCUCAGUAGUUAUAGUUAGGGGAAGGGACAAGGGGAUAAUAUGUAAUAAUGUUAGAACGUGGGAUUGAAUGUUUAAUUGUAAUAAAAGAGAAUCAAGUGGAAGAUAACAGAGAGUUUAUAGAAGUUUGCCAUGCAAAAUAAUAGUAAUUUAUACAUAUUUUUGCUAAAGAGGACCUUUUUGUCAGGUAGCUAUCCCUAGAGCCCUAGGUGUCCAUGUGCUGUUUUUUUGCUUUCAUAUCAUAUAACUUCACUCUCUUUAACCUAUACACACCCUUGCUUGUUUCGGCUUCACCAGACCACUUAUGCUUUUUUUUUUUUUUAAUUAAAUUUCAAGCUCCCUUUCAAACAUCUACCUUUUUUUUCCCUUCACAAAUUUCCUUCAAACAUCUAUAAAUCCCUCAUUUCCAAACUCAAGCUCAUUUACCCAACUUUCCCCACCUCUGACACAAUCAUUUUUCUUUCCCCAUUUCCCGGAAUCCAAACACCCACCCUAGAGAGAAAGAGAAAAAGGAAAAUGGUUUCAAUAGGCAGUGGUGGUAGUGUUCAAGCAUCACCGCCAUCAUCACCAUCACCUACAGAACCAAAUUCCAGUCCUAGGAUAUCUUUCUCCUCUGAAUUUCUUGAUGAAAGCAACUUCAUUUCCAUUACCCCAAAUUCCCAGAUAGAGAGAGAUCAAGAGAUUUGUGACAGACAGAAGAAGGAUAAGGAUAGAUCAGAGAAGCUGGCAUGGAGUGCUGAUUUUGAGUUUCUUUCUAAUAAAGUUAGUAGUCACUCCAUGAUUACAGCUGAUGAGCUUUUCUUUGAAGGGAAGCUUCUUCCCUUUUGGCAAAUGCAGCAAGCUGAGCGGCUUAACAAAAUCAGUCUCAAGUCUCCUAAAGAUGUAGAUGAAGAAGAUAUGGUGGAGAUUGAGGUAAACAAGGAGGCAGACAACAAAGUGAAUUGGUUUCUCGACGACGACCCGUCUCCGAGGCCACCAAAAUGCACCGUUCUCUGGAAAGAACUGUUGAGGUUGAAGAAGCAACGCGCUUCAUCUGCACUAUCACCAUCUUCUUCUUCGUCGUCGUCGUCUUCCUCUUCCAGGUCCAUGGCUGAUGCAGCCACAACAGAGGAAGGGAAGGAAGGGACAACAGGAAACAAAGAGAAGAACGUAAAGAGGAUAAAGAAGGGUUUGGAAAGGACAAGAUCGGCCAGUAUAAGAAUAAGGCCUAUGAUUAAUGUGCCAAUCUGCACACAGGUGAAGAGCAGUGUUUUGCCACCCUUGUUCCCACUUAAGAAAGGAAGAUUUGAUAGAUGAGAAGAUGAAAUUAGACGCUAAAGUCAGCAGCUCAAGAUCUCAUCAACUCUAGUCCAAGCUGUUAAUCUCCCUCUUCCCCUUCUCCCCCCUCUCUAUUGUCAUUUCUUGACAAAUUUUUUCAACUUUCUGUUUGUGUAUGGAUUAAUGUUGAUUAUGGCGGUGGAUCUAAUAAUCUCCGAUUGUAAAUGCUGACCUCUAGUUUUUGCUUGUUGGUAUUCCUUGAUUAAUCAAAUUAUGCUUUUUUGGUUCCACAUACCUUUUUGGUGUACACUUUAUCUUUGUCCUCCUGAAUAGCAAAAUUUGGUGGUGAAUAGUUCUACGUCACAUGCCGGAUGCAGCAGCCUCGGAUCAGUGGGUCACCCACAUUUCAGUACAAUACAAUAGCAAUUUUCAGAAUGGAACCUGGGUCCAAAAUUAUCUUCAAUGGUUAAAACAGUUCGUUAUUCUUAAAAAAAGAAAAGGCAUCAGAUCUCAUAUUAAUAGCUAAAUUAAAUGAUCCAAAUAAAUGGGAUUAUAUGUAUUAUACAGAUCCAGCCUGAACCUGAAUGGCUUUUUGUAAGAAAUUAAAUGGUCCUAAAGGCUCCAUGUAUUGAUCAUAGAGACUCCAUAACUAUGAUGGCUCAAUGAUACCCCCACCAUUUAUGAAUUCCUAAGCAGUGGUGCAGAAGCUGUAUCUGCACAUCUGACAUUAAUUCAAAAGAGAGUGCAUGUUUUAAAAUCGAAUUAAUUUCGUGUAUAGGAGAUGUGGCUAGAGUAAUCUAGCAGACGAGACAGCCAGAUGGGCAGGACAAAUGAUUUAAUAAAGAUGAAUACAGAAGAAACAAGUGAAAGCGACAAAUGAAGAGGAAGCAUACUGAUACAGCUAAGCCCGGUUUGACUGCAAUAGCAAACAGAGUGGAUCAGCUACAACACCCAUUAAAUUAAACGACCAAGGGGAGAGUAUUCACUGGGAGGAACAGAACCACUUCAUAAUACAGGAAAUAUAGCAAAGCUGAGAAGUCUAUAUCGAGCCCAAAAUCAUAUUACUAACAACAAUUAUACAUGAGCAAUAAUUUGCACACAAUUAAGGAAUGGGAGAACAGUGAUCUCGGUCUGUGAGUACCCGGGCUGAUUGAAUGUGGACAAUAAAUCAAAGAAUAAAGUCACUUGGACCAUCCGAGUUUGGAAACUCGUACAGUUUACAACAAAGAAGGCUAUCGCACAAAUUUCUAUUCCACAAUGGGUAGGCCAGUUUCCUUGAAGAACUUACAGGGAAAAAUGUUUCAACUGUUCUUUCCCAAAAACUAUACACGAGCAAACAAUUAGCUUUACAAUUAUCUUUCAGGAGAAGGGAAAAAAAA
Benincasa hispida (wax gourd) is the source of this 2852-nucleotide messenger RNA. RefSeq lists its product as uncharacterized. The record is from RefSeq and is a predicted model, not a curated record. NCBI's taxonomy places the organism in Eukaryota, Viridiplantae, Streptophyta, Magnoliopsida, Cucurbitales, Cucurbitaceae.